Molecule: messenger RNA, 9176 nt
Organism: Pelobates fuscus (common spadefoot toad)
Lineage: Eukaryota; Metazoa; Chordata; Amphibia; Anura; Pelobatidae
Gene: ANKS1A
Product: ankyrin repeat and sterile alpha motif domain containing 1A
Exons: 28
Coding region: 1-3240 (1079 amino acids)
Biological process (GO): ephrin receptor signaling pathway
Cellular component (GO): cytosol
Molecular function (GO): ephrin receptor binding
Source: RefSeq, a predicted model, not a curated record
AUGGGGAAGGAGCAGGAGCUGCUGGAGGCCUCCCGUAUCGGGAACCGGGCAGCUGUGGAAAGAUUGCUUGGGGGGAAGCGGCUAAGUGGCGCAGGGCCAGGAGGGAAUACCGGGGGAGGAGUGGGGGGCACAGGGGGAGCUACGACCAGUCACCCCCUCAGCAGCCUGCUCAGCAUUUGGCGUGGCCCCAACGUGAACUGUGUUGACAACUCAGGAUAUACACCUUUGCACCAUGCCUCACUUAAUGGACACAAGGAUGUGGUUGAAAUUCUCUUGAGGAAUGAAGCUGUGACAAACAUUGCAGACUGUAAGGGUUGCUUCCCCCUACACCUUGCAGCUUGGAAGGGAGAUGCUCACAUUGUUCGUCUACUUAUUCACCAUGGACCAUCACAUGCUAAGGUUAACGAGCAGAAUUUACCAGAGGUGAAAAAGUACGGCCCCUUCCAUCCUUAUGUGAAUGCUAAGAACAAUGACAAUGAAACUGCCCUGCAUUGUGCGGCACAGUAUGGGCAUACAGAAGUUGUGCGUGUUCUACUUGAGGAGCUGACUGAUCCUACCAUGCGUAACCAAAAGAUGGAGACCCCUUUAGAUUUGGCUGCACUCUAUGGGCGUUUGGAAGUGGUGAAACUCCUGCUCAAUGCACAUCCCAAUCUGUUGAGCUGCCAUACACGCAAACAUACGCCAUUACAUCUUGCCGCACGUAAUGGCCACAGAGCUGUUGUCAGGGUGUUGUUGGAUGCUGCCAUGGAUAUCAAUUAUCAGACAGAGAAAGGCAGUGCAUUGCACGAAGCUGCAUUGUAUGGGAAGACAGAUGUUGUACAGAUGCUACUGGAUGCAGGAAUAGAUGUCAGCAUCACUGAUAACAAAGGAAUGACUGCACUGGACAUUGUACAGGAGGUGCCUUCACAGAAGAGUCAUCAGAUAGUUGCCCUUAUCCAGGAGCACAGCUCAGCCAGAACAGCAGCCAAAGAAAUAGAGCAGAACCCUCAACCUCUUCCCACCUCAACCAUGAAUACUGAAGCACAAGGAGGGACUAUGCAGAGAGCACUUAUUGACUUGCAUUUGGAUCUGGACACAAUUUCACAGUCGGAAUCUCCUUAUGAAGCUCUUUAUAAUGCAUCAUCCUGUCACUCCCUCGACAGCAUUUGCAGUGGGCGCUCUUCUGAUUCUCUGAGCCGUGAAACCACAAGGAUGCAACAGAAGGAGCGUCCUCCUCCACCUGCAAAACCCCCACCUGAAGACGAAGAGGAAUUGGAAAGGAGGAGGAGUGUGGGCACUGCCAGAGAGGCCUUAGGUAACGUUCAUGUUGGAAUGGAGGAAAACCCAUAUGAGUUAUUGGUAACUGCAGAGACCAAAAGACCCGGCUGCCGAGGCGAACAGCUUCAAGGGACUGCUGGAAACUCUCAGCCUAAAGGAAGGCCACGUCUCCCUGGGCCCUCUCAUGAGUCAUCCCGUCCACCAAAUCGCCGUGGCUCCUCUGAUCUUUCCAGUGGACACUCUGAAGGGGAUUCCCAUGGUUCAGAAUGGCCUAAUAGUGGGCAGCGAAGAAGCAGUUCAGGAGGUUGGAGUUUAGCCUCAGCAGAUAGCACAGACUCCCACAUGCUUCAACAUUUUUCUGGGCUAUUGCAUGGUUCUUCCCCGGUGUGUGAAGUUAGAGAUCCACCCUUACCUGGUGACCCUGCAGGAAUGGAGAGCUGUAGAAAUGGUGCCACAUCACGUAUGGAGAUGUCUCUUCGAAGGAGUUUGUCCAAAUCAGAUUCAGACCUUUUGACCUGCUCCCCUCCAGCUGGAAGUGAGGGAGAGGACUGGAGUCGCAGUGAGUCACUUACUAACUGUGCAACUGGUGGAGGAAAAAAGAGGCUGGAGAAAUCUCCCUCAUUCACUUCUGAGUGGGAUGAGUGUCUCCCCUUGGUCCCUGCAUUACCCCAAAAACGCAAAAUUGAUAAAAUAAUGAGUUCUAUUGGCCAGGGCAUUGAGUUCUCCCAGGAGCAGCAGGUCAUGGCAGGGUCCCAUAUCCCAGAGCUGAGUGUGGCUCAGUGGUUAGAGUCCUUAGGCCUCUUGCAGUAUGAGAGCAAACUGGUAUUAAAUGGAUUUGAUGAUGUUCAUUUUCUGACCGAUACAAUGUUGGAGGAUCAGGACCUAAUUGAUAUUGGGAUCAUAGAUGUACAGCAUCGCAGCAGAAUUCUUCAGGCUGCUCGUUUACUGCCUAAGCCACUUCCCCUCUCAAGUGAUCUCUCUGUGUCCUCCUGGCUACGUGCACUCUCACUCCAGCAAUAUGCUUCCAGCUUUCUCAGCAGUGGGUACACCUCCGUGGAGACUCUUCGGAAUUUGUGGGAACUUGAGAUUGUAAAUGUUUUGAAGGUAAACUUGCUUGGCCACAGGAAACGGAUUCUGAUGUCUUUAGCAGAAAGACCAUGUGAAGACCCUCCUCAGAAACCACCCCGUUUUUCACAGCUCAGGUGUCAUGAUGCCUUACCCCGUGCUCCACCCUCUUCAUCAUUUGAGCAGUUUCCUAGUUUGGAGCCUGGAAGAAAUUGGAUCCAAGGAUCUGAGAGCAAAGGGGAACGCCAGAGAAUUCUGGCACCUGGUGUAGAGGAAGAAUCCAGACUAACCCUACGACCCCCUAGUGCUUCCACUCCAUAUGCCCCUUUGCAGAACUGGCAGCAUCAGCCUGAAAAGCUAAUCUUUGAGUCUUGUGGUUACGAGUCAAGUUAUCUGGGUUCGAUGCAAAUUAAAGAUCUUCGGGGCACGGAAUCCACUCAAGAUGCAUGUGCCAAGAUGAGGAAAUCCACUCAACAUAUGAAAAAGACCCCACGGAUUACCCUUUCCAUCAGCUACAAGGGAGUGAAGUUUAUAGAUGCAUCAAAUCAGAAUGUUAUUGCAGAGCAUGAGAUUCGCAAUAUUUCCUGUGCAGCUCAAGAUCCGGAUGAUCUAUGUACAUUUGCUUACAUCACCAAGGAUUUGCAGACCAGCCAUCACUACUGCCAUGUGUUCAGCACUGCCGAUGUGAAUCAGGCCUAUGAAAUUAUUCUAACUUUAGGCCAGGCUUUUGAAGUUGCCUAUCAACUGGCCAUUCAAGGUCAGAAAUCCCGGCAUCCUGAAGCUUUAGUUUCUCGUCCAGCCAAACCUGUCCCAAAACCACGUGGUAGCAUACGGAGACAGACUAUGGACUCAUUGGACGGUGAACAACAUGUGACCUCUCACGGGGGAGUGUCGUGGUCUGGGGAUCCUAAGCAGUAGUUGAAACGAAGGCAAUGAGAAGCAAUUAUGGAUCCUGUUUUUAAAAACCAACAGACCUCCACUGAUCUUUACAUUUCCCUCAUAUCUCACUAUGCUGAGCAAGAGAGGACAAAAGGACAAACACCAAGCUGCUGCAGAUAAAGGGAGCACAGUUGCCUCCUCCUUCAUCGUUUCCAAACUCACUCAUAAUUUAUGGGAGAAGACUGGCAGUUAUAAUUUCACUUUCUUUUUUGCCUCCGUUUCAUAUGUUUUUUUUGGAAUUCAACUUUAUAAGUUAGGUAUAUAUGGGCAAAAUGAAGAUGUGGAGUUAUUCUUUCUUCCAUAUAACUUUCAUUCAUGACAUUGAGUUUUACGCUUUUAUGUGCAACUGUUCUCCAUAUCCUUUUUUAUUUUUUUUUUCCCCCAACUGCACACACCCUUUCUAACAUAUUUAAUGUAGCACUUUUUGGGGGUGAUGUUUGCAGUUUGGAACAACAAGGAUUUAUGUCUCCUUGAGUGGUUGAGCUUAUUUAACUCACUGCAAGGAAUAUUUGUUAUGUGAGUGUUUUGUCCCUUUAAUUUGUGUCAGAAAGUGAAGGUUGCCUUAUGAAUUCCACAGCUCAACUGGUAAAGUCCCUUUGAAACUACACCCCUGUUCAUAGUAUAGGGCUAGUUAGGGAUUUGCAAGACCGAAAAGGCCCUUUUGAAGACUCCAUAUGUUCUCUUAACUUAACAGGGCUUUCCCCCAUCAUGUGUCUGAAAUAUAUUCUGCCAAACUAUUAAAAAGUUAGCCAGAACAUGGUACUGGAAGGUAUGGAAAAGCAAUUCCAGUUGCUGUUUUACCUUUGUGUUCUUGCUGCAAGAACUUUGGGCCUAAAUGGUGGUAAAAUUCCAAAGCAGGUCUGACUUGAGAGAUUUCCACAAAUGUCUCUAUAAGCUAUUAUUAAAAGUUAAACAUUUUUGUAAUUGGAACCACAUUGGGGGUAUUUAUACAUGAACAUUUUAAAGAGUAAUAACGCAGAAGUUGGGGCAGAUUACCAGAUAAAGUGAGGUUUAACAUUUUUGUAUUUUAUGCUUAAUGAAUUUGAAAGCAUGCAUAAGGCCCGUAGAAGCAAAAUAUACAUGUUAUUUAAUUCCUUUUUUAUGUAUGUGAAACUGAGCCUAUAAUGUGUGUAGGUCUAUUUUAUUCUACAUGGGACUUGUCAUUUUUGACUUUCUGCAUUUUUAGCUCAGUCAUAUAUUGGGGAAGAUGCUUUUAAAAUCCUUUGAUAUAUUUGCAUUUACUAUAUCAAGUAUUCUGCUUCAUCACAGGCAGACAGUGCCCGCGUCAAGUCAUCCGGACACUAUGCAGUCAUUUAUUUUUAAAGCCUAGCUUUUUGCAUUUUUUUUUUUUAUUUGAACAACAGAUUGGGGAAGGAAAAUUGGGACAUUCUUGUUACAAUCAGUUUGUAAAUUUGCCCAUUGCUCAUUCUUUUUCUAUGCUCAUUAGGCUGCGUGCAGGGAACCCAAUGCCUACUUCAACUGCACAUGAACAAAAAUCUCAGCUCUUCCAGCCAUGACGGCUUGCUCUCUAACUUUUGAAGUCAACUUCUGGAAGAUUUUGUGGCCCUGCCCAUAUGGACUCUUGCACACCUAGCAUUGCUGCUGUGCCACUUGAACAUCACACUAACAUUUUUAGUCAGUACUAGUUUAAAGCUGCUAUAUAUAAUCCAGUAUUUAUCUUCUAGUGAAUGAAUUUUUGAUUUAAAUCUGCUAUAAGGGUACGCAUUUAAUUACGGUACAUUUGACCCUCCCUGUCAAAUAGGGAUUGGUGGUACAGAAAUCUCACAGAUGUUAAAUUGAUGGGGUGCUCCUCAAUAUUAUACCUGUGUUCUCAUAUAAAAUAGUCAAAACCAUCCUCUUUGAAAAUAAUUUGAUAUUCUUGAAUAAUAGUGUUAAUUAUAUCAGCACACUGAUAACGAAAGCCCCAAUGAUGGGCUUCUGUGGCUAUUGAAGGUAAACACUGGUGUAUAAUGUUGAUUUGUUUAUUUACAACAUUUAAUCCAGGGCAAACUGGCCAAAAGUUAGAUCUCUAGCAUUUGAACUGCAACUCCCACUACUUUUGCCAUUUUUAUUGCUUACAAACCAUGUAGGAAGUUGUAGCUCUACAACAAUUGAUGAUUUGUUAGAGAAGAAUAUUAUGUGCUGUUGGAAAACAGAUCUGCACCCUCUGUCUGUACUCAAAAGAGUGUCCCUUGCAUUUACCCACCUUUGCUCCAAAAGGUCCAGAAUAGGAUAUGAAAAUAGGUACAUAGAUGCCACCAUGCACUGUAUAAUUCUGAGUACCUUUACAGUUACCAGAAGAGGGGCUUCAUUAAAAUCCUGGCCAUGAUUAUUCUUGCUUAUUUUUAUUAUUCUAUGUUUUUUUUUUUUUUGGUUUGUUUUUAUAACCCGCUUCUUUGAAAUUGUUAUACAGCACUAUGGUACAAUCAUCAUUUUCAAGGAGCUUAUUACCAAAUUACCUCCUUAAGAUGAUUAGUGGAUACAUUGCUCAUUUUAAAAGUCUCAAUGAAGAACUGCCCAUUAAUACUAAAUGUCAAAUGUUUGAGUCUCCAUAACCAGCUAAAUAUGUCUGGUCGUCUUACUUUACAAAACCUAAAAAUGAAAAUACACUUUUUUAAAUAUUAUUUUGUGUGAUUGGUUUGUGUAAAUGUCAAGUUAUGUAUGUAUUUUUUUGUGGGAGAACGUUAAAUUUUCUUCAGUUUCAAAUUCACAAGCUCUGUCUUCUUUGGCAAAAGUUAUCAGGCCCUGUUUUCAGGUAAGCAUGUUAUAUAUUCCAACAAAUUGGCACACCUGACAUCCAACUUAAAGAGAUGGACUGUUCAUUGAGCUUUAAGUGUUUGAUAUUAAUUGGUUUGUAUUAGUCUCUAUAUACAUACACAGAUUAGGCAGUAUUUCUGUUACAUACCCUGUUUAUUUAAAUUACAGAUGUAUCCUAAUAUAAGGAUAUAAUCACCUCCCCCCACAACAGUAAGCUUUUAUUUAAGAGAUGAGGGCACUUGUAAAAUGUGCAGUUUCCAUCACUCUUUUAAACCAAACUAUCUGUUUGUUUUUUUAAAUUGCCACUGAAUAAGGUGAGGGUAACGACAGUAACUGAUAACAAAAGGGUUGUAAUAUUGACUAUUUGUUGUAUAAAGGUAUAUUUACUGAAGGCCUAAAUACAUUUUUUUUCAUUCAAAUUUAUUUAUAUAAUAUUUUGUAAUACAGACGGUUAACUGCCUCUGAAACACCAGUUUGGCAGAAUGAUUUUUUUUUUUUUUUUUUUUUUAAAUAUAUUUUUUUGCCACUGUGUAGGUUGUGUGAAGCUAGCUGAACUGGAAAAAGGUUGCAAAAAGCAUUAUUAAAAAAGCAAAGUAGGAGGUGUGGGCCAAAGAAAUUGAAAGCUAGAAGAGUGAAAAUCAGUUUAAUGGACAUAUUUAGAAAAAGAAAAAAAAAUGAUAUAUAUAGAUUUUUUAAAUUUGAUAUCAGUGUGUGAUGCUGCCUCCAUGCUGAUCAAAGCUGUAGAAAAUGUAAAACACAACACUAAUUUCCAAUGAUAGCAUUUUUUUUUUAAUCAGUUAUUUUGAAUCACACAAUUAUAUCUUCUUAAAAUCGCUACAUCUUUUCAGCAUUUCAAUGAAAAAAAAAAAAAAAGGCAACUAAGUAUCCCUGGUACACAACUCACAAUUUCAAGUUCUACUGGCCUGAUCUAAACUCUAUAUCACACAUGCUUACAAGAGAAUUAUGUUUUUGAUUAAUGUGUUGUCUGCAGUAUGGCAUAUCUACUUGUAUGGAGGUUCCCAAUUUGGGAAUUCAGCACUUUAUUUUUUUUUGUUGUUGACGGAAUGUAAAAAUGCAUCUGUAAAAACGUGUAGAGCAACAUUCUAUGCUCUGACCGCCCAGAUUUUGCAGAACUAAACCUUCUAUGAUGUUAAUGGUAAAUGAUCAUCUGUUGCAUUCAAAGAAUACUGGGGGUUGUAGUCCAUCUAUAUCCGAGGGGCCAGAGUUGGUGUAGUUUCACUGUUGUAUGAGUUUAGAGAGAGAGAGAGUGUGUGUGUGCGUGCAUGUGUGUGAAUUGGACAUAUAUAUUUUUUGUGAUGACCGCAUGUGUGUAAAAGCUUCAGUUUUUCGUAGAUUUAUGUCCACACCCAUAUCACUUAUACUAACUCCUCUCUUUACAUGUCCCCCUACUACACAUAGUAAAUUACCUAGGGUGGGAAGUGAUGUUUUACAUUUGCUUUCUUUCAUUUUCUUUUCCUUUUUUUUUUUCUUUUUUCUUUAGUGUUUUGUUAUGUAGUCCACUUUUCUUUCUUACAUUUACUAUUGACCUUACUACUGGUAUCUAGUGGUGAAUGCAGUUACACGUGACUUUCUACGGCUAGUGCAAACCAGCACAGGAAGCCAGGAGGUGACUUUGUGUAACUGCAGUUAGAACUUAUGCAUCGUACCAGGAAUUUCCUCUGCAAUGGUGACGUGUGUGUGUCAUUUAUUCAUUAAUGUUUUAGUAAGAUGAAAUUGUGCCAGUGUCCUAGUCUGGUUUAUGUAAUUUACUCCUGAAAUUAUAUGCAAUUGAAUACUAACUGAAUUUCCACUCUGUUUCCUGCCAAAAUCUAAAAUGUGGGAAUGCGGUUCAUGCUCUUUUUGUAAUGUUGUGAGAACACACUUUAAGAGCUGUUGUGUAUGUGAUAGGUUUUUAUUCUAUUUUUGAUAUGUGGAUGUUGCACAGCAAUUUAAGAAAUUACUUAAUAAUUGGAGUAUUUCCACAAUAUCAUGUCACUGUGAUCUUUCUUUUUUUUCUUUUUAAUAUUGAUGCUAAUUUUGAUGCUGCACUGAUGCACCCAAAAGGGUAUAAAACCUGUACACUACUAGCUUUCAUUUAUUUACUUCUUCACCGGUGCAAACUGUUGCUAUAUUAACAAGUGGAAUGAUAUUCGGAAAUAUAACGACUGAUCAUGCUUUUUCAUGCUCAUUUGCAUAUUUUGUAUUGUAAUCUGGGAGUACAUUUGAGGAAACAAAAAACACAUCAAGCAACUGUGUUUGAGGGUCACAUUUUGCCCCACAUACAGCAGCCUUAUUUUUUUUCUUCAUAUCUAGAUGGUGCACACCAUUAUACUUUAGAAUUUGAGUUAGCAUGUUUAUGUAGUAUGCUGUUCUCCCACACUUAUACCUGUGGAAAAUGUCCAUUUAUUGUCAAGUUCUCACCAUCUUUGUUUUACUUUCCUCUGCAUUUUGUGCAGAGAGAUUAGUAAUGGGGACAUUUGCCUUGUGCCUUCUGUUCACUUUUAUUAUAUGCAUAUUAGAACUAUGUAAUUAAUUUCAACUACUUGGCUUACAUUAAUAGUUAAAAUACAGCUGGUACUAUGUGCGCAAGAUGUCUUUACCCUUAAUAUUUGUACAAUAUACAUGUUUUGGCCAGUAUGUAUAAACCCAUGUGAUCAAAUUAAUGUUAUUCAUUUGUGUUUUUCAAGGAAUCCUUCUUGGUUAGUCCAUUGAAUGGUACAAAAUGCAUUGUGUAUCAGGUCUUUAUUCUAUAUUCUAGAGAAUAUAUUGUCAAUAUACUUUGAGUGUCUUGAAUUGUAGUGACCAUAACUUCCAGAUUACUGUAACAGUGGGAUUUUGUUAGGGGAGCACCCCUCGCCCAGCUUGCACGUCAGACUUCCCAGGAGCAGCCACUUACUUGGAAUGAUCCCAAUAUUUAACCUUUCUAAUAAGAAACUUGAGCAGUUUGUGUGAUGAUGGAUGAUCAAAGUUUGAAUUUGUUUUUCCUUUUUUAUUUUGUCUUUAUAUUGAACAAACUUUGGUGGCCUCUAGCAAGGUUUAUGCAUCUUGCUGCUGGAAGAGCCACUGUAAAUAAUGCCAGCCUUACCCAAGGCCUUUUGGUAUUUUCUUAAAUGUACGACCUUAGAAAAAUUAAUAAAUGAGAUGAUUUAGGACCAAAA